Messenger RNA from Notolabrus celidotus (New Zealand spotty), 662 nucleotides. RefSeq names its product protein kinase (cAMP-dependent, catalytic) inhibitor beta (gene pkib). The coding region runs from base 294 to 518 and encodes 74 amino acids. Gene Ontology annotation, molecular function: cAMP-dependent protein kinase inhibitor activity. Lineage: Eukaryota; Metazoa; Chordata; Actinopteri; Labriformes; Labridae. The transcript is spliced from 3 exons. Gene Ontology annotation, biological process: negative regulation of cAMP-dependent protein kinase activity. The record is from RefSeq and is a predicted model, not a curated record. Gene Ontology annotation, cellular component: nucleus; cytoplasm.
GACGCUCCUCCCUGUUGCUGCUCGGAGUGCGCGCACAGUGGAGCGCUGAGCUGUCGGCGCGGUGUGUUUAGUCCUAUGCGCCGCGGUGUGUUCAGCGGUGUGAGCUGUGAUGAGGCAGUGUGGUGUGUUGUACCGGACGGACCCGCUGACACUCCUCUCUCCUCUUCUUCCUCUUCUUCUUCAUCCCUUCUGAAGAUGGUGGCUGGCGGCUAGUUCCAACUUCGGACUACUUCGUGUGUUUUUUUUUUCUCCUCCUCAGCGAAGCGCACAGGAAUCAGUUGAGUUGUCCUGAGAUGACGGAAGUGGAGCCAGUGUUGGACUUCGCCUCCUCGGGACGCUCGGGGAGGAGAAAUGCCCUGCCUGACAUCCUGGGCUCUCCGGCAGGUGUGAACCCUGGAGACCUGCCUCUGAAGCUCGCUGAGCUGAACCUGAAAGAUGGUCCAGGAGGGGCCCAGUCGCCUACGUCGGAGGAGCCUCCUGCUCCGCCAGAGAGUUCAGAGGGGAGCGAGGGAUCGUAGGGACUCGUUUAUUUUCCUCCCCCGGAGACCUGCAAAGAUAACCUGAGAGACGGGAUGAGGGACGAGAGAGAGAGAGGGCACCCUGUGGGAGAGAGAGUGAUUAUCUGUGGAGAGUCAGUCUGUUUGUGCAGCAGCUGAGCCACG